Drosophila eugracilis is the source of this 1152-nucleotide messenger RNA. Its product is annotated as procathepsin L. NCBI's taxonomy places the organism in Eukaryota, Metazoa, Arthropoda, Insecta, Diptera, Drosophilidae. Gene Ontology annotation, cellular component: lysosome. The record is from RefSeq and is a predicted model, not a curated record. Gene Ontology annotation, molecular function: cysteine-type endopeptidase activity.
UGCAACAGAGGCAGAAGCUAUGUGGAAGUUUAUAAUUGUUGGCUUUAUAUGUGGCAUAAAUUAUCAGAUUGUUACAUCUAAUUUAAACGAAGGAAAUUCUUCUACUUUCGAUUACAAAAGCGAAUUCGAAAAGUUUAAAAAUAAUAAUAAUCGUAAAUUUCUUCGCAAUAAUGAUGAAAUACGCAGCUUCAAGGCAUUCGAAGAAAACUACAAACUUAUUGAGGAACAUAACCGACAUUACAAGGAUGGUCAAAAGAGCUUUAGAUUAAAAUCUAAUAAUUUUGCUGAUAUGAAUACAGAUGGUUACUUAAAGGGAUAUUUGCGUCUACUGAAAAGCAAUAUUGAAGACAGCUCGGAUAAUAUUGCUGAAAUAGUUGGAUCUCCAAUGAUGGCCAACAUACCUGAGAGUUUAGAUUGGCGAAGUAAGGGGUUUAUUACUCCUUCAUAUAAUCAACAAUCUUGCGGGUCCUGCUAUGCCUUUUCCAUUGCCGAGAGUAUCGAAGGUCAGGUUUUUAAACGUACCGGAAGGAUAGUGGGUUUGAGUGAGCAACAAAUUGUGGACUGCAGUGUGUCACAUGGAAAUCAGGGAUGUGUAGGCGGAUCCCUGCGAAACACUUUAAUCUAUCUCCAGAGUACCGGAGGCAUAAUGAGAUCAGAUGAUUAUAACUACGUUGCAAAGAAGGGAAAAUGUCAGUUUGUUUCCGACUUAUCUGUGGUAAAUGUAACAUCGUGGGCGAUUCUUCCUGUUCACGAUGAACAAGCAAUUCAAGCAGCAGUUACUCACAUUGGACCGGUAGCCAUAUCUAUUAAUGCUACUCCGAAGACGUUUCAGCUCUAUAGCGACGGUAUCUACGAUGAUGCUUUAUGUUCAUCAGCAUCUGUAAAUCAUGCAAUGUUAGUAAUUGGCUUUGGAAAGGAUUAUUGGAUAUUAAAAAAUUGGUGGGGUGAACGUUGGGGCGAAUCGGGUUUUAUGAGAAUACGAAAAGGAGUCAAUAUGUGCGGAAUUGCCAAUUAUGCUGCAUAUGCUAUAGUAUAAACUAUAUUUUUUAAGUUAUUUGCAAACAUAAAUAUGCUGUACCCAUAUUAAUUCCUACAACAUUAAAUACAACAUUUUCAAAAAAUAUUAAAAAAAAACAAGAAAUUGGACUGAGA